Anopheles marshallii is the source of this 860-nucleotide messenger RNA. Its product is annotated as serine protease SP24D-like. The record is from RefSeq and is a predicted model, not a curated record. NCBI's taxonomy places the organism in Eukaryota, Metazoa, Arthropoda, Insecta, Diptera, Culicidae. Gene Ontology annotation, biological process: proteolysis. Gene Ontology annotation, molecular function: serine-type endopeptidase activity.
AUGGAAAUUAGUCUUCCGGUGGAACUGAUAGACGCAAAAAAAAUGACCAUCAACAGUAGUGCAAGGUGUGUGGUGAUGGUGUUGCUAGCAUGUCUAGCUGUGGCGUCCGGUGUACGCUUUCACCUCAGUGAGCAGAAUGACAUUCUACCGACUAAUUCUGUAAGACGCCCGUUCUACAUGGGGGCGCGCAUCGUGGGUGGAUCAGUGGCAGCGGAAGGACAGUUCCCCCAUCAGGUCGCAUUGCUCCGAUCGAACGCACUGACCUGUGGAGGAUCGCUGAUCGACAGUCGCUGGGUACUGACGGCGGCCCACUGUGUUUAUAAUGGUGGAGCUCUUGUUCCAGCAUCUGCGAUCGUUGUGUUGGCUGGCUCUGUUAGCUUGAACGGUGGAGUACGACGUGCUGUGGCGCGAGUGAUACCCCACGAACGGUACGGUAACUUCCAGAACGAUGUGGCACUAUUGCAGCUGCAGCAGUCACUGCCCAGUUCGACCUAUAUCCGUCCGAUCACCCUGCGAACGACCAAUGUACCAGCGGGCAGCGAGAUCGUUAUCUCUGGCUGGGGCCGUAUAUAUCAAGGUGGUCCCACAUCAACACAGCUUCGAUACAAUCGCGCCACCGUUAUCCCGGAUCAACAGUGCCGUGCAGCUACCGGUAUUUCGAGCGGACUCAUCUGCUUUACCUCACCGGUUAAUAAUGGUGCCUGCAAUGGUGAUUCUGGUGGUCCGGCCGUGCUGAACAAUCAGCUCGUUGGUGUUGCUAACUUUAUCAUCAACUACUGUGGCUCUAGCAGCCCCGACGGCUACGCGAAGGUGUCCGACUUUGUACCCUGGAUUCAAUCGACGAUGCGCCGCUAUUAGUC